GCGUGGGGAAGCGGAAACACGGCACGGCACGGCACGGUGGAAGAGCCGGAGCGGAGCUAUGAGGACGCGCCGCGGCACUCUCCUGCGGCCGCGGGCAGAGCCGGCCGAGGAAGAGGACGAGGAUGUCGGGGAGCAGGCGGCCGGCGGGCAGGCGGGCUCCGAGGGCCUGCGCGACGAGGUGGAGGAAUUUCAUGAGGCACAGUUCCAAGCGGUGAUGGCGGCCCUGGAGAGCGGGGAGGAGACCGGAGGCAGCGAGGAGGAGGAGGAGGAAGUGCUGGGGCUGCAGCUGCCAGAGGACAGUGAGGAGGAUGGACACGGUGAGGAAGAAGAGGAGGAAGAGGAAGCACAAGGGGUGGAUCUUUUCCUGGACCACAGCGCAGAAGAGGAUGGAGGUGAGGAGGAGCAUGAUGGGGAAGGUGAAGACAAGGAAAGCGAAGGUGAAGAUAAGAAUGGGGAAGGUGAAAAGGAGUUAGAAAACGAGGUUGAAGAUGAAGAUGGGGACUUGUCCAUGGAAAGCGACUUGGAGGAGCACCAUCAGGACACCAAACUGCCUCAUGAGCUCUCCUGGGGCCAGCGCAAGCAUCUCUACUACGACACAGACUACGGGAGCGAUGCCCAGGCCAAGGGCAAGCGUAGCCAGCAAGAGGUUGAUGCUGAGGAGGAGGAAGAGGAGCAGGAAGCUCAGGUCAUUCAAAGGCGGUUGGUGCAGGACUUGGGGGAAGAUGAUUAUGGUUUAGAUGUGUUUCAGGGCUAUCUGGCUGAUCAACAGAAAACCCACGACAGCAAAGGGCAGAAGAUUGACAAGGAUUUGCAGGCACUUUCCAAGAAGGAGCAGCUCAAGCUGCUGAAGCAGGAGUCCCCUGAGCUCCUGCAUCUGAUUGAAGACUUUGAAGUCAAGCUAAUGGAGCUCAAGGAUGAACUGCACCCACUACUGCAGAUGGUCAAAAAUGGCACUAUCCCGCAAGGGAAAGGCAGCCGCUAUUUGCAGACCAAGUGUCAUCUGUACUUGAAUUACUGUGCCAAUAUCAGUUUCUAUUUGGUUUUGAAGUCAAAGAGGAUGCCAGUUCAUAAUCACCCUGUUAUCGAACGGCUGGUUGCUUAUAGAAAUAUAAUCAAUGACCUAGCUGUUAUAGAUCAAAAGCUGUCCUCACAAGUCCGUAUGCUUCUGAAAAACUACUAUGAUAAGAAGGAAGACAAGUUACGGAAGGAGAAGAAAUUUGCAGUGUUUCUACCACUGGAUGUUAAGAAAACCAAAUCCAAACAUGCUCCUGUACUUGCUAAUGGCUGGGCUUCAGCUGGUGAGCCCUCCAGUGAGUCAGACCUGGAUGAAGAGGCUGCCCUAAAAUACUACCAGAUGAUGGAGAAGAAGUUGAAGCUCAAGAGAAAGAGAACUGAAGAUGAAGACAGGCUUGGAGAAGAAGCAGUGUUGGAUGGAGAGGAUCCAAAUAAAAAGAGAGGUGUCACUUACCAGAUGAUCAAGAACAAAGGCCUCACACCCAAGAGGAGGAAGAUUGAUCGGAACCCCAGGGUUAAGCACCGGGAGAAAUUCCGGCGAGCCAAGAUCCGCCGCAAAGGCCAGGUCCGUGAAGUCCGGAGGGAAUUGGACAGAUAUGCUGGGGAGGUGUCUGGCAUCCGCGCGGGUGUUAAGAAAAGCAGGAAGCUCAAGUGAUAGUUCUUUUUCUGCGUUCCUGAGAGCUGCAAGCAGCACUGCUGAAUCCAAUAAAGAUUUUAUAAAAGA
Molecule: messenger RNA, 1738 nt
Organism: Pezoporus occidentalis (night parrot)
Lineage: Eukaryota; Metazoa; Chordata; Aves; Psittaciformes; Psittacidae
Gene: UTP3
Product: UTP3 small subunit processome component
Exons: 1
Coding region: 59-1669 (536 amino acids)
Biological process (GO): maturation of SSU-rRNA from tricistronic rRNA transcript (SSU-rRNA, 5.8S rRNA, LSU-rRNA)
Cellular component (GO): nucleolus; small-subunit processome
Source: RefSeq, a predicted model, not a curated record